CAUACCCAAAAAAAAUUGUAUCAAUACCUUGGUGAAUUCGAAGAGAUGGAAGCGAUGGAAGAAAAGGAGAAUUCUACUUUGUUAUCCGUUUUAGAACGCAAAUUAUCAGAAGAAAGUAAUGUGUGUUCACAACAGCUUUGCCAACAAUCAAAUCAAAUGCUGAAAUUAUUCACAGAUUUUGCAGCUGGUCAAACACAAGAGACACAACGUUCCUCAUUUUUGUUAUACCAGCUUUUAUGUCAUGUUUGUGGAUCACCCCAUGUUACGGAUGGGACGCGCCUCCUUUAUAAAGUAUUGGAUGAUUGUACGAAAAUAAGUUUUCAGUAUACAAAUAUCAGCAGUGGUAGCCGAGCAGAGGGAGUUCAUAUACCAGAAUGUGAUUAUGACAUCAUGACUAUCCUUGAACAAAUCGUCGUAUGUGACGAAAGUUCUAUUGUCGAUGACUCAAAACCUUCAUUAAUUUGUAAUACAGAAAACUCUUAUCCAGGUUUUGCACAUUUAAUUAUUCCACCUGGAAGUCAUUAUUCGGAAGAUUUGAAUCGUAUCUGGGGAGUCAAAUCCGUUUGCGGUCCCGUUGUUUCAAACAGCCGGUUUAAAGAGUAUUUCAUGAAUAAUUAUCGGGAUAACAAUAUCCGUAUUCAUGGGCCGUGCAUAUCACCAGACGAUGAUACCGUUGAUCAUCUUUUCUAUUUUCGAAGUAAAACAUGGCCGACAAUAUCUAGUCAAUGGUUAUAUAGGGUGGCAGGUCGUGAAUGGCCAACUACCGAUGUCGUAGCGGAAAUUCUAGACCAGGGUAUUUUAAUUGUACCAAUAGGAAGUAAAUUCGGUGCGGAAGAAGACUGUCCUACUGAAUGGCGUCUUUCGUUCUCAUUGGCAGAAAGAGAACUGAUUCACUCGUGGAAUCAUACACAACUAUUGUGUUACAUAUUUUUCAAAUACAUCAAGAAAGAUUUGAUGAAGGUCUUGCCAUUUGGAAAACUAAUUUGCUCCUAUUUCAUUAAAACGACAUUGUUCUGGCUCAGCGAAGAAAAUUCACCAAAAGAUUGGAAUCCUAACAAUUUUCUGGCAUGUUUUCAUGAACUACAAAAACGUCUCAUGUACUGGUUAAGGUAUGGUUUCUGUCCGCAUUAUUUUAUACCAGAGAAUAAUCUGUUCGAUGGGAUACUAAAUGAUGAAUCUAAAAUGAUUUUAGAAAACGCAAUAAAAAACCUUUUAACUCUUGUAUUACACAGCACCCACUAUGGUAAGGCAUUUAGAACUUUUCAUUUACACGAGCUUCAAACAUAUUCUUCGUCAGACACAGCAUUUAUGGAAAAGAAGGUUGCCAUUCUCUCACUUCUUAAGCUCUUACGCUUAACUUUAAAAUCAUGUACUAUAAAACAAAUUCAUGCAAUCCUAUUAAAGUCUCUUCAUCGACUGUUAAAACAGAAACAAUCAUACUUCCCUAAAGGGAUCUAUUUAUUAGCAGUUUGUUAUGCAAAUCAAAUAUAUGCUGAAAGGUUAAGUUUGGACUCACAAAAUAACAAAAAAAGGUAUAUAUCUCACAAAAAUAUCAUGUCACGUUUACUGAUUGGUACAAAUUCAGACGCAAUAGCUGGCUGGUCACUAGUAGCCAUGUAUUUUUGCAAAAAUAAACAAUACAAUGCUGCACUGCAGCUCAUAGGCGUGAUCUUGCAAAAGGGUGCGAAAGAAAAUAAACUGUUAUUAACCUUCGUCGACAUUAAGGACAUGAUGAGAUAUUUUACUGUUAAGGCUGAUACAAGAUGGCACCGACGUCAAUCGUUUUUGCAGAGGACCAAGAACUUAUGUAUGGAUAUAAUAUAUCAAACACCAACUUCUUCAUGGCUAUUGGAGGAACUCUAAAUAGAUACUAGUACUGGGUUCAAAUGUUGGAGAGUCCAUCCUGUGAUAUUCGCACACUUUCUACACUUUGUAAUUUUCAACAGAACUGGAAAUAUAACAAGAAGAGAUCGAGCACUACGGGAUAUUAUAAUUUCAAACCGAGAAAGUCGUAUUCCAGGUUUCUAUAGAGAACGGCUUACUACGUUCCUUCUACUGACGAUAGCUUACAGAUUAGUGAAUGAUAAACUGGCCGCUGAAUACUGGUUGUCCCAUGCUUAUAGAUUCGGGAAGAAAUUUUCUUGAUAUAAUAGAAAAACAAAGGAUAUGGGGUAUCCAUCCAUGACACAAAAUCAGUACAUGCACAGCAAAAAAACAUACAAUAAGCAAUGGAACAGCGCUUUUAUUGCUGUUCUUCAUCUCAAAGUCAAAGUGAGGCCUUCAAAAUGGCUGUUUUUUUUAUAAAUUUUUUUUUGCACACCUUGAUUCCGUUGAUUUGGUGAUGAGUUAUAUGCUUAAUAUUAUUGUACAACUGGUU
This is a messenger RNA of Mytilus californianus (California mussel), 2377 nucleotides long. RefSeq lists its product as uncharacterized. The coding region runs from base 46 to 1863 and encodes 605 amino acids. The transcript is spliced from 2 exons. The record is from RefSeq and is a predicted model, not a curated record. Lineage: Eukaryota; Metazoa; Mollusca; Bivalvia; Mytilida; Mytilidae.